Nothobranchius furzeri (turquoise killifish) is the source of this 1686-nucleotide messenger RNA. Its product is annotated as cathepsin Z. Gene Ontology annotation, molecular function: cysteine-type endopeptidase activity. Gene Ontology annotation, cellular component: lysosome. NCBI's taxonomy places the organism in Eukaryota, Metazoa, Chordata, Actinopteri, Cyprinodontiformes, Nothobranchiidae. The record is from RefSeq and is a predicted model, not a curated record.
GAUUACGUCCCUUGCGUGAGUCAAAAGGGCGGAGCCAACAUGGCGCCUGUAAAUAUCCUACCUCUGCUGUUUUGUUUAUCUUUGGUGUCAUUGCCAAUCAGAGCCGAUAUUUUUUUAUCUGAACCUUGUUAUAAACCCAUUAAAGACGAUGACAGACCGGACUCAGUCAGGACACGGGCCCGACCACACGAGUACCUAAACGUCUCGGAUCUUCCUCCAUCGUGGGACUGGAGGAACAUCAACGGGAGGAAUUAUGUGAGCGUCACAAGGAAUCAACACAUCCCUCAGUACUGUGGCUCCUGCUGGGCCAUGGGAGCCACCAGUGCUUUGGCAGACAGAGUCAACAUCCAACGUGGGGGAGUGUGGCCGUCAGCCUACCUGUCAGUGCAGAACGUGAUCGACUGCGGGAGGGCAGGUUCUUGCUACGGAGGGGACCACCUGAGAGUUUACGCAUACGCACAUAAAGAAGGCAUUCCUGAUGAAACUUGCAACAACUACCAAGCUAAAAACCAAAAGUGCGAGCAGUUUAAUCAGUGUGGAACCUGCUCCUUCUUCCAAUCCUGCGCUGUUGUCAGGAACUACACUGUGUGGAAAGUUGGAGACUAUGGAGAAGUUUCUGGAAGGGACAAGAUGAAGGCUGAAAUUUACACCAACGGGCCCAUCAGCUGUGCCCUGAUGGCAACUAAAGGCCUGGAGAAAUACUCUGGAGGACUCUUCUCAGAGUUUCACCCGCUCUCUGUGCCGAAUCACAUCGUCUCGGUAGCUGGCUGGGGCGUAGACCAAGACGGCAGCGAGUUCUGGAUCAUCAGGAACUCUUGGGGAGAGUUCUGGGGAGAACACGGAUGGGCGAGGAUCGUUACUAGCGCCUACAAAGGAGGAAAAGGCAACUGGUUCAACUUAGGUGUUGAGAAGAACUGUGCAUAUGGAGACCCUGUUGUUGCGCACACUCCUGGUUACAGUGAUAUUUGAAUUAGCUGAUGUUAUUUUCUGAAGAAAAACAAUCUCAAGACAUCUUAGAUUAAGAUGUUUGACUGUAUCAUAAUAGUCAUAUGCUGUUAGAGAUUUUUGCUGUAAAGUAGACACUGAUUGUGAGAUUCAAGCUUCAAAAUGUGUACCUAUGCUCUCCAUCUGAAUGCCUUUUCAUGCAUAGAAUCAGUAAAUGGCACCAGCAGCUGGAACAGAUGACCUGCUGCACAUUCUGCACUAGAAAAAAAAUUCUGCCAUUUCUGUCUGUUCAGGUGCAUAAUCACACUUUUCACUCAGGGAAACUGUUCCCUCUUAACAGCAGGUGAGCCGCGUCGCUCACAGUUUCAAUUUGAUGAAACGGCGACGGCAGGUAUCAGGAUUACUGAGCUGUUUCAGAUCACCGAGCAUCUGCACAAAUGGCUCAUAAUGAGUGAGUAUCUGAAGGGUGGCCAGUCAGAAUUGUUUAACUUAAAAAAGAAAAACUCCAGUUGCGUCCUGAACUCGAUGUGACUGCUUUUAGUUGGUGUGCAGAUGAGAUACAGUUUUGGGGUUGGGUUAAACUCUAUGGAGGGUUUGUGGAGGGAGAGAUUGGGUUUGUUUUUAUCUAUAAAGCAGAUAGAAGAUUUUAGAGAACUUUUAUUAUUAAAUUCACGAUGGAUGUGUGAAAAAGACAUGUUAAAAAAUUGUCGUUGUUCCAAUAAAACGAACCAACAGGUUUGA